AUGUCUCCUCAAUCGAAGCUAUUUGCCCCCACCACCGUCGGCGCUCUCGAGCUCGACCACCGCAUCGUCAUGGCGCCCUUGACCCGAUUCCGUGCCGGUGCGGACGGCGUACCUGCUCCUGACGCCGUCAAGUACUAUGGUCAGCGUGCUUCAAAGGGCGGUCUGCAAAUCACUGAGGGUAGCAUCAUCUCCCAGGAAGCUGGCGGCUACCCUCACGUUCCAGGCCUCUGGUCCAAGGAGCAAAUCGAAGGUUGGAAGCCUGUCACUGCGGCCGUGCACGCCAAGGGCGGUAAGAUUGUGGUUCAACUGGCUGCUCUCGGACGAGUCGCGGACCCCAAAAUUGUUGACAAGGUCGUUGCUCCCAGCGACAUCCCCCUCCCUGGAGGUCCUCAAACUCUUCACGUCCUGACUGAAGAGGAUAUUGACCGCUAUGUCGAGAGUUUUGCUCAAGCUGCUCGAAACGCCAAUGAGGCUGGGUUCGAUGCCGUGGAGGCACACUUUGCAAGUGGCUAUCUUGGCGACCUGUUCAUCCAGACCGUCAGCAACAAACGUACCGAUUCUUACGCCGCGUCGACCUUCAAAUUUCCCCUCCGAGUUAUUGAAGCCUUUUCCAACGUAGUCGGUGCCGACCGAGUUGGUCUCAAAAUCUCUCCCUUCAGCGACUUCCAAGGAAUGCGCGAAGCCAAGCCCCUCGACACUUUCGUUCCUUUGGUGGACAAGAUUCUCGGUGCUUACCCUAAGCUCGCCUAUGUCCAUGCUGUCGAACCUAGAGUGAACGGCUUCGACAUCAAAGAAGAUGUCGGUGAUGAUACCCUUGAGCCCAUCAGGCAGCUCGUCAAGGAGAAGGGGCAGGGCACCAAGUUCAUCGUGGCUGGUGGUUAUACGCCAGAGGGUGCUAUCGCCCAUGCUGAGGCAACUGACGACUUGAUUGCUAUCGGAAGGUACUUUAUCUCCAACCCCGACAUGGUCUACCGCAUCAAGAACGGAUACCCCUUGGGCGAAUAUAACCGUGACACUUUUUACAGCCCAGGUCCUGUCGGAUACAUCGACUACCCGGAGUACAAUGCUAUCAAGCAAGACCACGGUGCUGACGCGAUCGCUCCCGCCACAGCUUGAGCCGAUUGAAUUAUCUUGCGGUGCUUAGAAAUUAUACACCAUCCGUAGAUGUUUCUAGAUCUGCUACUUCAUUC
Cryptococcus amylolentus CBS 6039 is the source of this 1190-nucleotide messenger RNA. RefSeq lists its product as hypothetical. Gene Ontology annotation, molecular function: oxidoreductase activity; FMN binding. The record is from RefSeq and is a predicted model, not a curated record. The transcript is spliced from 7 exons. The coding region runs from base 1 to 1116 and encodes 371 amino acids. Lineage: Eukaryota; Fungi; Basidiomycota; Tremellomycetes; Tremellales; Cryptococcaceae.